Loxodonta africana (African savanna elephant) is the source of this 3991-nucleotide messenger RNA. RefSeq names its product sterile alpha motif domain containing 3 (gene SAMD3). The transcript is spliced from 10 exons. The record is from RefSeq and is a predicted model, not a curated record. NCBI's taxonomy places the organism in Eukaryota, Metazoa, Chordata, Mammalia, Proboscidea, Elephantidae. Gene Ontology annotation, molecular function: protein binding. Bases 507 to 2057 code for a protein of 516 amino acids.
UUUACUAAGUAUCUCAGUCAGGCUUUUAUCUGAUCCUUCCACUCUUCCUCCCUUGCCCACCCCUUUUGUAAAUGUCAACCACUUCCUGAUGAGCCUGGUAGUGGUGAAUUUCACACCUUUCUUUUCUUUGUGAAGAAAGCUGGGUGUUAAUGGUAGAGGAUUGGGUACCAUUGUAUGUCUGUAGUUGUCUGUUAGUAAAACUGGGGGAUGCCUGUGGAAAAAAAGUAGGAGAAGGUGAAGAAAUUUGAGAAGCCAGACUAACAUACAGGUUAAAAUUGGCUUUACUUUAAAAGUGAAUGUUUUAUUAGCAACUUUUAAAUGUGUAUUCUAAAAAUAGUGAUUUUAAGGAAGCGUAAUAUUGAGAGUCUAAAGAAGUCUGGUAAAGAAGGGAACUGCAUUAGAGAGCUGAUUGUUUAAAAAAAGGUAAAAGAGCAACAAUCAGAAAGAAAAACUGAAGACUCCUUCUCUGACCUUUUCUUCUACAGGUGUAUUUGCACGAUCCCGCAAUGGAAACUUGGUCAGUUGAUCAGGUCUGCAGUUGGUUGGUGGAAAAAAAUUUAGGAGAGCUAGUGCAUAGGUUUCAAGAGGAAGAAGUAAGUGGGGCCGCUCUUCUAGCACUUAACGAUCGGAUGGUUCAGCAAUUGGCAAAGAAAAUUGGGCACCAGGCUGUUCUGAUGGAUCUAAUUAAAAAAUACAAGCAGAACAGUCAAGCACUGCAGUCCCCUGGAAGUCCUAGACAGACAGCCCUGAUAAGGCAAACAGAAGCAGCCCCAGAGAAUGAACAGUCCUCCAGUCCAGCCAGUUGUGGGGAGCAGAUGCCAUCUUUCUGUCCAGCAGAAAACCUUGAUAAUGAACCGAUUGACCAAAGAGUACUGAAACAGAGAAGGACUAUGAAGUAUGUUCUAGCAAGGAAUAAAGCAUUACAGUGGACUAAGCCCUAUGUUUUACCAGAGUUUCCCUAUGAUGUCAAAUGCAUGUUGGCAGAGCAGAAGUGUCCUGAUCAUAGCAUGAGGAUAAGGAUGAUUGAGUUUCUCCAGGCAGACAUGACUAAGUAUCUGGAAGGGUCACUGUAUCCCAGUACCCAGCAGUACAACAACGUGGUCAACGCCCUACUGCAGGCCCACCCUUUCCUGGACGAAGAUGGCUGUGGCUUUUUUUUAUGGAAACGAGCCCUCAAAGAUCGAUUUAAAUAUGUUCGAAGACCCAUAGAAGAUGAUGAACAAGUGAUGAGAAAUAAGUGUAAAUUUGGACACCGAAGAGGCCAGAAACGGAAAUCUCUUGCUGAUCUGAAAUGUGAUGAAAUUCAUAGUGUCCAGAUGAAAAAAGAAGCUGUUUGUUUAGAUUCUGAGGUAAAUGAACAUAUUAACUGGUUCCAGCAAGAAUAUGUAAAAACAGAAAAGGACUGGAGAGAAAUUGACAACAGGAUGACCCAAACUUUGGAAUUAAGAAGAAAGUUGAUUGACAGCAGAACACCUCUGAAGGACAUUCUUAAAAUGUUUCCCUUCUUAAAGUGCCCCCAUCAGAUUUUCAGAGAAUUCCAACUUCUUACAAGAACAGAUAUUUAUAAGAAAACACAGCACAUUUUGGAAUCCUAUUCAGAAAAUAUACUGACUUCUUUUAUAGUGGCGGAUAAUCCAAUCAAUAUUGCCUUGCAAGAAAAAAUGAAACAGUACACAGAUGAAGACAUGUUGAAACAGAUGAAGAUGACAGCUACAUGUUUACUCCUACCAGAUGUUUUUGGGGAUGACCCCAGCCUUUUUGUUGUUGUGAAUGAGAAGGUGCAGGUGUCAACGCCCGUGUUAGAAGUUAAAAACCCUUUCAACAUCAAUGACUGUGAAUUUUCUUUGUAUUUAGAAAAAGAGAGGCUCACAAAGGUGGAUGACUGUGUCAUGGCUUUGGCUGCGCUCAUUGCUGCCUUUCAUGUAUUUGGGAUUAAGUGUCCACAAAGACUGCGCCAAACCCUCAAAUUCCUAAAGACAUUGAUUUUUGAUAUGCAUCACCCCUAUUUUCCCCCUAUAACAGGAAAGAAAGGAAGAUUUCAACACUCAGCCAUUUAAUAGUGUCCAAAAUGUUCUAUCAGAAUUAUCUCUGGGACCACUGAAACUUUAUAAAAAUUUGCUUUGAUUUAGGGUGGUGGAUGCAGAUUAGAAAAUCACCUUGAAGCAAAGAUGUUAAGGAAUUCCAAUGCCUUCGAUCAUUACAUUUAGAUAAAGUUCUUUGUGAAAUUCUCUAAUAAAAUACUGCUUAAUUACAGAACCAUUUAUUUAUUUCGAGUUCCAAGAAUUCCAUGGUCAAAGUUAUACUUUCAAGGGUGCAUUAGUUUUUAAAAAACAUUACAUUUCAGAUUUACUCAAAUCCUUUGGAUUAUGAUAUCACCAGAUAGAUUUAAUGCCAAGGAAUGGCAGACUUGGGGCCUGUGGGCUGCCUCUUUGAUUUAAACAUUGCUUGGAAAUGUUUUGAACUUGACCAUUUUGAGAAGGGGUGCAUACUCUGAUUCUCCUUUCCUCCAUAAGACCUGGUUGGCUCCAGGUGUUUUAGAUUCAGUCAAUCACACUUAUUCAGAGCAAGGGCUGCUUCGUUCUUGAGGUCUCCUUAUUGCUAGCUGAUCUUGCUGGCACAUUUUCUGACCAUCUGAAACUCAGCAAUUGCCUGGUACUUUGUCUCCCCGUGUGGUUUCUGGUGUCCCCUUGUCUUGACUUUCAGGGCUUAUGUCUGCACAUGUGCCAUUGGUGCUUGAGCAGGUGAGCAUGUUUUGGUUUGGAAUACUGACCUAGCUCUUCCAGAGCCAUUUGGGCACCAGCUUAAAGUGCUUCGCUUAGGCCCCUUCCUAGACCUGCUCUUUUAUCUCUCUCAGCAGUCCCAGUCCUGGAGCCCCCAUCCCGUCUGCACAAAUUGUUGCUGCCCUGAGUAUCACAUUCUGAUUUCAUUUUGUUCUUAACGAUGGCUGCACAAGUACUUUUGGGGCCUAACAAGACUCAGUGUUCUGUCACUCUUUUGCAAGGAUUUCACAAGGAAAAACCACAUAUUUAAGGUGCCUUUGAAGCCAUCAUCAAAGCAUAAAUCCUACUUCUCAGUUUUGAAAGCUAGCACAAGUCAGUUUGGGGACCAAAGAGAGAUUUAAGUCUGUGAAUAAUACCUGCAUCACAUUGCAAGAAGCAUUUCCUAGGUUAUUUUAUUUCAUCACCUUAAAUUAAAAAAAUGUUUGUAAGAAGAAAGGUAUUCAUGUAAAUCAUUAAAGAAAUAUUUUUACAACAUACAUCUUUGGAGAUAGUACAAAUUACUGUACCACUGAGAUAACUAGUCUGCUGGAUAACAACUUUUCUUUUUUUAAGGACUGCUCAGUCAUUAAAAUGUUUAAGUUGGGGAGAUAAAAUGAAAGAUCCGUUGCCAAUCUGAAUAAUGAUUAUUCAUGAACUGCUUACAGCAGAUUGGACAGAGUAACCACUUGGCACUUGUCACUUUCGCAUAAACUAGUCCUUAUCCCACACUUUUACUGGAUUGUUCCUUAUAAACUUUUAUUUUCUCAAAUCGCCUCCCCCACUUUUUAAAUUUCACAAUCUUAGUCCUUUUUGCUGAGGUGAAUUUUCAGCGUUCUUCAAGAUUACUUUCCUUACAAAGUACACAGUCUCCACGGCUGACAUCGAAUGAAAGUGCCUCUUUGGAGCACAGUGAUGGAAGGAGGUCUGCAGGGGAACUACAGUGAAGUGUGGCUUCAAGCAUGACAAAGACAUGAGCUAACCAUGACGGCAGAUCCGUGAACACUGUCUCCUUCAACAGUGGAUCUAUCCUCAGUGCCCACCAUAGCCCUGCCACUUGGUAAAAUUAACAUUGCUUGACUAAUACAAACCUUUUUUCUUUGCAGGUUGAGUUCACAGAAUCUAGAAAUUUCAAAAUGGCAGCCUACAGACACAUUUCAACCUCCAGACAGGUCUCAUCUGGCUUGCACAAUGUUUGUAAUUUUUUCAGUGCCUUUAGAUGGGAUUUUGGGUUA